Molecule: messenger RNA, 2447 nt
Organism: Acomys russatus (golden spiny mouse)
Lineage: Eukaryota; Metazoa; Chordata; Mammalia; Rodentia; Muridae
Gene: Tor1aip2
Product: torsin 1A interacting protein 2
Exons: 3
Coding region: 816-1211 (131 amino acids)
Source: RefSeq, a predicted model, not a curated record
GGGCUUCUCCCUGCGGAGCUCACGUCACGUGGGCGGGACAGGCGACAUUCUGCCGUGGCGGCUGGGGGUUGCAGACCAGCGCUCUGGAGCUGGAGGAACAGCCGAGUGGCGCCGCUGAUCCUGACUGUCCCACUAUUUAAAACCUGGCUGGAAUUUGUCUUUGAGAAAGGAUCCCUCCCCACCCCCACCUCCCUACGGCACAAACAGAUAUCGAGGUGUGUGACGCAUUCCCAGACCGGCCGGCAAACUCAACACCAGCGACUUCUCUGUGACUGGGUCCAGAUAAGGUCCUUUCAAGACUGACUCCGCUGGAUCCACUCCACCGGGUUUUCCUGACCCUACUUCAUCACUGUGCCAUUGGCAAGAGUGCCAGCACCAACGGAAGCCUCACUGGAUCCAUCAGCGCCUCGGUCUUUCCAAGCAUCUUAGCAACAGAGCAGAGCCUCUGUGUGUUACUGCCGUCAGCUGAUACUGCACAGGGAAAGACAACCAGCUCAGACUAGCAGCUUGGCUUUCCUUAAGACACUGGAAUUUGAAGGACCUAGUCUGUGAUCUGUGCUGCUAGUAAGUGACUGAUAGUAAUCUAGACUGGACUGGUCCCUGAGUACAGAGACUGAGUUGCAGUUGAGUGAAAAAUAGACUACAAGAUCUUGAAGAACUGCACUGAGGUGCAAGCCAGACUUUAACACUCAAGUGUUGGACUGAGAAGUUGUUAAAGGAAACCGGUGACAGGACUGACUUGCUUAUUGCGUUUCUCUCUCUGUCCUUGUUGCCUUUUGCUGUUACAUUGCUUUGUGUUGUCUUUCUAAGCCAAGAUGUUCUCAGAUAAUUCACACUGCCCUGACUGUGGCCAGCAGUGGUUCCCUAGUCUAGAGCUAGGGCAUUGGUUAUACCAAACUGAACUUGUUGAGAAUGAGUGUUACCAGGUGUUCUUAGACCGUAUCAACAGGGCUGAUUACUGCCCUGAGUGUUACCCUGACAAUCCUGCUAAUAGAAGCCUUGUUCUGCCUUGGUCUUUCCCACUGGAGUGGGCACCUCAGAAUCUUACCAGGUGGACCUUUGAAAAAGCUUGCCAUCCAUUUCUUCUGGGUCCUCCACUGGUUAGAAAGAAGAUACAUGACUCCAGGGUAGCUGGUUUUAAUCCUGCAUUGCAGUUAGUCUUGUCCAGAACAGACAAAACCUUAAACAAGAAACUUGGCCAAAGCAAAUGACUUCUGCAACAGAAUCAUGGAGAUUCCCAAGGGCUUAGUGCUCAUAGCCUAGGGGAAGAUGAAUAAUAACUUGUUUUUGUUUUCUUUCUCUUUUUCUUUCUUAAUUUUUUUUAAGGUGCUGGGGAUUGAAUCUGGGUGUUCUUGUGCAUGUAUGCAAGUGCUCUUUGACUGAGUUAAAGCUGAGCCCCUUUUCUAAGUCUGACUCAGACUGUCAAUUUGUCAACUGCUUAAAUUUUUAGAUCUGCUUCUGUGGUCUAUACAUUUUUUUUUUAAGCAUAAAUUUAGUCAGUAUUGCAGCCAGACUAUUUACCUAGAACCAGAUUAAUAUGUGGUCCCUAUAAAUACUUUGGAACUAGCUGGCUCCUCCUGAAAGUUGUUAGAGCCUAAGUAUUGACAAGAUAAUGUAGCCCUGGAGGAGGGGGCUCCACACAUUGUGUGCCCCAUUAACUUUAAUGAGAAUACAUUCUCGUAGCUGGAUUCUAGAUUCUAAUAAAUUUUAAUACACUACAUGGCUCCUCUUAUACAUUGAUUAGUAAUGAGAGAUAUGUAUAUACAUGUAAAGAUUUUUCAUAUAUAUCUAUUCUUUGACGCAGUGUAAGUGUUACAGUGUUGAUAACUGGUCCUGUCAUAUUCUAUUUGGCAAUACCUACUACACAGGUUACAAAAAAACUGUGUUGAGAAUGCUGCCAGUUUACACUUACCUGUUUGUGCAUAACCAAAGACUGUCCUGUCUUGGUGGUGACUGAACUUAAUGUCCUCUCAUGGAAAUGGAAAAUUAACCUGUGCUAUGAACUUCAUGGCACAUGAUAAAGCUUGACUCCAUAUAAUUUAAGAACAGGCUAAUGAACGCUUUGUCUUAGGCGUGAGAGAAUGUGUCGCUGAACGUUGGGCACAUUCCAGCGUUGUCCUGUUCGUGGAAAUCAUGGAAUCAGAUUUGGAGUUAAGCUCCAGGGAACAUCAAAGAAGCCACUGAACAAUUUUUAGAUUCCAUUUAAGAUUCUAGGUGAUCCAGUGCCUGUGUAGCAGCAGAGAUGUUGUCAAGGACCCGUGUUCUUUUCUUUCCUCCCUGAGGUCUUUAUGGUUGCUUUUUAUUCUUGUGAUCGUUUCUAAAUGAGUUCAGUAUGGCUUGUUGUACCAGACAUUUCAGUCUCAGCCAGAAGCUGGAAGCAAGGGGGGUACAUGGCUUGCUUUCUUACAAGUCUUAAUUUGGAAAUAAAAUCUUUCUGAAACGUCUCA